AUGUCGUAUCGACCCCACCCUCUACGGCAAACAUAUACAGCUGACCACAUUGACCGCCACCCGUCGACAACCUCGUCGGCUUCUUCGGGCUACUCCUUCUCCUCCGGCCAGUUCGACUUAAGUCGCCAAACCACUCAGUCGUCUUCAGCAUCUAGCGGUUAUGGAUCCAUGGGUCACAAGCGCGGCAAGAGUGAGGCCAAUGGCCGGCUCCCACCUUCGCCCAUGAGCCCAGAUACUCGUCCCCAGACCAGCACCGGCAAUAUGUACAGCGCCGCAAGGCAAUCACUAAGGCCAUUGCCACAAGCUCCCGUUUCAGCGCCCACCACCCCUCCUCGUGAACCCUAUCGCCACGACCGAGGCCAAUCCAUUGAUAUCGGGAAACUAGCUCAUUUUGAAAAGGAGCCCUCUUCUCCGAUACCCCCAUCUCGGCCACGAGCUUCCACCAUCCGCCCGCAUUCAAUGAUUAUGACGCGCUCCGAUGGUGCCAUGACGGGUACCGCUGGUCUCCCUCCGCCACAAGCACCUCUUCAUCAGCCCCAUGCGGUGCAGCUUGCUAGGCCCGACCUCAUGAACAUGGGCAGAUCGUCCACAAGUCAGCUGCGCACUUUGUCCAAGCUGGCCCAGUCCGGUGAGGCAGAUGAGUUCGGCAUCAUGGCUCCUGCGCAGCAGGUCGUCGGCAUGCGCAACCGUCGCAGGCUCCAGAAAGAACCAGGGUCAGGUCCUGCUGGGCAACGGAGCAGUGCUUACGGCUGGGAAGGCAGGAAUUGGAUGGACAAGCAACGACAAUUCCUGCAAGCCUACGAAUACCUCUGUCAUAUAGGAGAAGCCAAAGAGUGGAUCGAGGAUGUCAUACACAGAUCAAUUCCCCCAAUUGUUGAGCUCGAGGAGGCAUUGCGAGACGGCGUCACGCUCGCAGAGAUAGUUGAGGCACUCAACCCCAAUAAGAGGUUCAGGAUAUUCCGACACCACCGACUCCAGUACAGGCAUUCCGACAACAUCGCUAUCUUCUUUCGCUAUCUGGACGAGGUCGCGUUGCCGGACCUGUUCAGGUUUGAGCUGAUCGAUCUCUACGAAAAGAAGAACAUCCCCAAAGUCAUAUACUGUAUCCACGCACUCAGUUGGCUACUCUUCCGCAAAGGAAUAGUUGACUUCCGCAUCGGUAACCUUGUCGGACAGCUGGAGUUCGAGCACCAUGAACUGGAGGCUAUGCAGAAGGGUCUGGAUAAACUCGGCGUCAAUAUGCCCAGCUUCGGUACUAUGGGUGCCGAUUUUGGCGAGCAAGCACCGCCUGAGCCAGUGGAGACUGAAGAAGAGAGGAUCGAGAGGGAACUUUCGGAGCACGAGAAUACCGUCAUCGAACUGCAAACUCAAAUCAGAGGCGCUAUGUGCAGAAUGCGUCUGGGCAAGGUGAUGCAGGGUCUCUGGAACACGGAGGAUUGGUUGGUUGAUCUUCAAUCACGCAUUCGUGGAGACUGGACCCGCCAAGUAAUCGGAUACAGACUGCAGAUGAGACGCUUCGCCGUCAACCUCCAAAGCGCAGCUCGAGGCUAUCUUGUCCGCCGAAGACAGGUGCAGAAGGACAGGCUCUGGAAACAUGUUGAGGGCGACAUCCUCGACCUACAGAGCAUGAUACGGGCCGCUAAAGUCCGUAGCGAGGUACGCGACGUGCGCUCACAACUGGCUCGAGUGUCCGGGCCUGUUCGCGAUGUUCAGGCGGCUUUCAUGGGCUACCUUACCCGCCAGAACAUCGUUCGCCAGAAGCAGGAGACGGCUAGCAUGGCUGGCCCUAUCGUUGGGUUUCAGGCUGCUCUCCGUGGAGCGCUUCUGAGGAACAGGUUGGGCGACGACCAGGAACUCCUUGCGAAACAGGCUCAGGCCAUCACUGGCCUUCAGGCCGCCGCCCGGGCAAUGCUGACUAGAAACCAGGCCGCCGUGCAAAGAAAGACCCUUGAACAUUAUACCCCGGAGUGGGAGUCUCUUCAGGCUGCUUGUCGCGGAAGAAAGGCAAGGAUGGCUGUCAAAGAAACGAGAGCCGAACUAAGACAGCACACAUCAGCAAUAGAGUCGCUGCAGGCAUCUAUUCGUGCAGGCGCUGUUCGCAGGAGGGUUACGAAGCUUCUUGAUGAUCUGAGUGACCACGAACUUGAAGUGGUCGAUCUCCAAUCCGCCAUUCGGGGGAUGCUACAACGACAGCAACUUGCCGACGACCGCCAGGCGCUGGCGGAACAAACGCCUUUCAUCACCUAUUUCCAAGCAUGCAUACGUGGCGACUUGUAUCGCGCAAAGCAUUUCACAUUACUCGAGGAGCUCGAAUCUCAUGAGGAAGCGGUGGUCGGGCUGCAGUCACUUAUCAGGGCCGCGAUGCUUAGAGAAAACGUCGGUUUCCUUAUUGCCGCGCUCGAGGAGGAAGAGGAGUCCAUCGUCGCCGCCCAGGCCGCCGCAAAGGCCUUCAUUGUUCGAGCAAGGUUCGAAGAGAAGAAACGAUUUUUCAAUGAGAACAUGCAGAAGGUCGUCAAGAUUCAGAGUUUCGUCAGGGGAAAGCUCCAAGGCGAAGCGUACAAGAGUCUGACAACUGGCAAGAACCCACCAGUUGGAGCGGUCAAGAACUUCGUACAUCUGCUCAAUGACAGUGACUUUGACUUCCACGAGGAGGUAGAGUUUGAACGCAUGCGGAAGACGGUGGUUCAGCAGGUCAGGCAGAAUGAAAUGCUUGAACAGUACAUCGACCAACUGGAUAUCAAGAUCGCGUUGCUGGUCAAGAAUAAGAUCACUCUGGAUGAAGUUGUGCGACAUCAGCACAAUUAUGGUGGACACGCGGGCACACUCCUCGCGAACAGUUCCAUGAUCACAACUAACCAGUUCGAUCUCAAAGCCCUCAACAAGAGCUCCCGAAAGAAGCUCGAUUUGUAUCAGCAGCUCUUCUUCAACCUGCAGACACAGCCUCAGUAUCUGGCUCGCCUCUUCAAGCGUGUCCGCGAGCAAGGCACCGCGGAGAAGGAAUGCAAGCGUAUCGAGAUUCUGAUGAUGGGGUUGUUUGGAUACGCUCAAAAGCGACGCGAGGAAUACUACCUCCUCAAGCUCGUGGCGCGUUCGGUCAAAGAAGAAAUUGAGGCAUGCAAUGCGCUCCAAGAAUACCAGCGAGGCAACUUCUUCUGGACUAAACUUCUCAGCAACUAUACCCGGUCUCCACGCGAUAGGAAAUACUUGAGAGACCUUCUCGGGCCCCUGAUCCGGGACAACAUCAUCGAAGACCCUGCGUUGGAUCUGGAGAGCGACCCGAUGCAGAUAUACCGGUCUGCUAUCAACAACGAAGAGCUCCGGACCGGCCAGCCCAGCAGGAGGCCGCUCGACAUUCCUAGGGAACUGGCUAUAAAAGAUCCGGAGACCCGCGAAUUGUUCAUUGACCACCUCCGGGAUCUUCGCGAAAUCUGCGACCAAUUCCUGCUAGCCUUGGAAGACCUUCUUCCUCGACUGCCGUAUGGGAUGCGAUAUCUGUGCCAGCAAAUGUUCCAGUCACUCUGUCACCACUUCAAGCGAGAGCCACAGCAACACCUCCUCCAGAUGGUUGCCAACUGGUUCUGGCGCUUCUAUCUUCACAACGCAUUGACUUCGCCCGAAAACGUCGGUGUAAUCGAGAAACAGCUGAGUCCUCUGCAAAAGCGCAAUUUGAGCGAGGUCGCGAAGGUGCUUGGGCAAGUCGCCUCCGGACGACACUUCGGUGGCGAGAAUGUCUACCUGCAACCACUCAACGCUUUCAUCGGAGACUCAAUCGAGCGCCUAACUCACAUCAUGAGGGAACUCAUCUCGGUGCCCGACGCUGAAAGCACCUUCGACAUUGAUGAAUUCAACGACUUGUACGCAAAGAACAGGCCAACACUGUACAUCAAGAUGAGCGAUAUAUUUGCCAUUCACAACCUGGUGGCGACCGAUCUCCCCUUCAUUUGCCCCAACCGUGACGAUGUGCUGCGUGAGAUCAUGCAGGAUCUUGGUAGCGCCAAGAACAACGAGAACGAGAUGACAGCUACGGGCUCAUCCGAUAUCCAGAUGUUCCUCACACCGAAACUGCAUGAUGUCGAUGAUCCUGAGGCUGAGGUCAAGGCUUUGUUUAUGGAGACGAAGCGGUGCGUAUUGUACAUUAUACGCGUUCAAAGCGGUGCGCAUCUUCUCGAAAUCCUGGUCAAGCCAAUCACGCCAGAGGACGAACGUAAGUGGGAUAUGGUGCUGCGUGAAGACUUCUCCGGAAACGAUAACACCAGAGGUGCCUACUCUGAUGCCAACAUGGUCGAUGUCACGAGGAUGUCUUACCACGAGCUCAAGCGGACAGCGCUGCAAAACGUCAUGGCACUCGAGCAUAUGGGUCGGAUCUCAAAGCACAACUACUAUCAAGAUGUGCUCAACGCCAUCGCUCUCGACAUCCGCACCAAGAGCAGAAGAAGGAUCCAGAGGCAGCGGGAAGUGGAGGGUGUGCGUCUCACUCUUGGCAACCUUCACGAGAAGGCAAAAUACCUCGAGCAACAGCGGAAGAGCUACGAUGACUACAUUGAACAGGCCAUGUCAACGUUGCAAAAGAACAAGGGCAAGAAAAAGUUCCUACUCCCUUUCACCCGUCAAUACAACCACCAGCGCGAGCUCGAACGCAGCGGCCGCGUACCGAAAUUCGGCUCGUACAAGUACAGCGCGCGGCAGCUCAUGGAUAAGGGUGUGCUAGUUCAAUGGACAGGCACAGCGGACCGAGACUGGGACAAGAUCAACCUCACUAUCUCUUGUGACCAGGUCGGAGUGUUCGCGAUCGAGGGCUCACGGGGCCACAUCCAAAUUCCGGGCGCAAGUGCCUUGGUUCCCAUCGAGGACUUGCUGCAGGCGCAAUUUGAGAGCCACCAAUUCAUGACGCUGUUCGAAGGGAAUCUGAAGCUGAACGUCAAUUUGCUGCUGCAUUUGGUGUACAAGAAGUUUUAUAAAACUCAGUAA
Molecule: messenger RNA, 4968 nt
Organism: Diaporthe amygdali
Lineage: Eukaryota; Fungi; Ascomycota; Sordariomycetes; Diaporthales; Diaporthaceae
Exons: 2
Coding region: 1-4968 (1655 amino acids)
Biological process (GO): regulation of actin cytoskeleton organization; regulation of GTPase activity
Cellular component (GO): cytoplasm
Molecular function (GO): protein binding; GTPase activator activity
Source: RefSeq, a predicted model, not a curated record